UCCCAUAAUGCCUUUCGUCCAUUCGAAACAUGGCGUCCAAACAAAACUCUCGCGUGAUCCUGCGUAGUCGCCCUGGAAAAGUGAAUCCUCCAAGCUUAGAAAACUUUGCCGUUGAGCCCGUCGAGCCACCAUUAGUGUGCGAGCAAGGAGAGAUCCUUGUGAAGACGCUUUACCUAUCUGUGGACCCAUACAUGCGAAGUAGAAUGAACGAGGGUGGAAGUGUUGGUUACAUAGCACCAUUCGAGAUAGGGAAAGUUCUUUCGGGUGGUGGUGUCGGCAGAGUAGAAGAAAGCAAAUCUGACAAGUUCAGCGUUGGAGAUAUUGUAGAAUGCUUUGGUUUCCCAUGGCAACACUAUUGCGUACUACCUGAAGACCAUCAAUCACUGAGAAAGGUGGAGAGUGAAAUUGUAUGUGAGAAUCCCUCACUGGCCCUUGGUCUCUGUGGUCUGACAGCACUUACAUCACUGAUUGCCUUACAAGAGAGAGGGCAUAUUGUUCCUGGGCAAAACCAGACAGUAGUGGUAACUGGUGCCGCAGGGGCAUGUGGUUCCGCAGCAGGCCAGAUCGCCAAAAUUUUUGGCUGUGGAAAACUUGUUGGGAUUUGUGGUAGUGAGGAGAAAUGUCAGUAUAUCAAAGAGCUUGGCUUUGAUUCCUCCAUCAACUACAAGCAAGUUGACAAUAUGGCAGAAGAGUUGCGGAAACACUGUCCUCAGGGCAUUGAUGUGUACUUCGAUAAUGUUGGUGGGGAGAUAAGCAAUGAAAUCAUCAGACUUAUGAACAAGAAUUCCCAUGUGAUAAUUUGUGGCCAGAUCUCCACCUACAACCAAGACAUCCCCUACCCCAACCCACUUCCACAAGACGUCCAAGAGAUCGUAACCAAACAGAACAUCACACGUGAGAGGUUUCUGGUCCUGGACUUCAGUCCACUUAUUCCUGCAGCCCGUGCACAGCUCGAGGUCUGGGUCAAAGAGGGCAAACUAAAAAAUAGGGAGACAGUGGAAGACGGGCUAGAGAAUGUGGCUAAGGCUUUUCUGUCAAUGAUGUCUGGGGGAAACAUCGGGAAGCAGGUUGUGAAGGUGGCAUGAAUACAAAAAAGUACUUUUGAUUACGUUUGAUUUUAAGCCAAAUUCUAGGUAUCGCGACUGCCCAGAAUUCAGUUUUUCUUGAGAGACUAGCAUUUAGCCAAUAAACCACUGGGUUGAUCAGUUUCUGUAUUCUAUGCAGUCAAAUUUUUUAUGGCGCGAGAGAGAAAACAAAACAGUUAUUGAUCGGUUAGCAAAUUAAGAAGUGACAUAAACUCUGAAUCUACAUCUAUGGAAUCCCUCUUCAUAGAAAUCAUCAAAAAAAAAUCUAAAAACACAUUUAAUUGGAGUUAUCUACAGACCACCAGACUCAAAUGUAAAUGAUUUUUUGAACGAGAUGGAACUUUUAACAACAAGACUAAACACUGAAAACAAAAAAUUCUAUAUUCUUGGUGAUUUUAAUUUUAACCUUAUAAAUAUUGAAUAUCAUGAAUUAACAAGGCAAUUUUUUGAUAUUAUGUACUCUUCUUUGAUGAUUCCUACUAUAAGCAAACCUACUAGAAUAACAAGUCAUAGUGCAACACUUAUUGACAAUAUUUUUACUAACAAUAUAAACAUGCAAGAUUCAUUCAGUGGAUUACAGUACCGCUCUCGAACAUGUGGACAUAUGUUCGCGAAAUUGUUCGCGAAAUUCGCGAACAACGUUCGCGAACAGCUUUUGUUCGCGAACACAGACUCACUGAUACUCACUUAAAAUACAUACAGGAAUUCUGCAAGCAAUUCAAAUAAAUUGUUCGUGUAAAAGUCAGCUGAGAGCUAUGGUUAUCGUUAAAAUCAGAAACAACAAAUUCAGUCUGAUAUGCCUCGAGUUCAAUUAUUUGUAGACGAUCCAGACAAGACACUUUCAAGUUUGAGAAAUAAAGACGACAAAGAUGGCGGAUGAAAGCCAAAGCAUGCGAGGGAUUCGAUCGUGAAUUUACGAGGGCAGACACAGGCAAAAAAGUUAGUUUAUUCUCAAAAGCUUGCCCCGAAGAUGGAAGGAAUGUCGAUCGCUUGAUAUUCUUCGAAGAUUGCCGAAUGUGUGACAACUGCUAGCGAAUACUUUUGAACAGCGGGAAGCCAUUUAUUUAACAAAUACUUGUAUUACACACGGGAGAAUUAAUUUUGGGAAGGAAUGCCGAUCGAAUGUGUGAAAACUGCUAGCGAAGAAUUUUGAAAUUUUAUUUGACAAAGACUUGUAAUAAAUGUAAAAAUGUUAAAAAUAACAACCAAGAAAUUUCAAAUCCAAAGGAUAUUGCUGGUAAAUUUACUGAUUAUUUUACAAAUAUAGGGCCAAACCUUUAAAAAAAUACGAAAAUUGAUAUAAAAUCGUACUUAAAGGGUAACUAUAGCAAUAGUUUGCUCUUCCGUCUUACCACGCCUGAUGAAAUAAAAGAAAUAACACUUUCUCUAAAAAA
Messenger RNA from Nematostella vectensis (starlet sea anemone), 2479 nucleotides. RefSeq names its product prostaglandin reductase 2. The record is from RefSeq and is a predicted model, not a curated record. The transcript is spliced from 5 exons. NCBI's taxonomy places the organism in Eukaryota, Metazoa, Cnidaria, Anthozoa, Actiniaria, Edwardsiidae. Gene Ontology annotation, biological process: prostaglandin metabolic process. Bases 30 to 1085 code for a protein of 351 amino acids. Gene Ontology annotation, molecular function: 15-oxoprostaglandin 13-reductase [NAD(P)+] activity.